CCAGUUGCCGCGCGCGAGCUACUUCAUCCUUCAACUCUGAAAUUGACUCCAUGUUUGUAGGAGACUGACUUUAGUCUUCCAGCUUUCAGUCGACGUUUUUUAUCAAAAAACUGUAUUUUUUAGCACUAAUAUUUUCACCAGUUGAAUUUUUCUGGCUAAUUUUCGCCUUCUGAAAGGUCAGAGGUAUAGUAAGGUUUACUUUAAAGCUAGCUAAUUUACUGAAACAGUGUCUGCUAGCUAACAGACCUUGAAUAAGACUUUUGCCUUUCAGUGAAACUCAACCAGUGAAAUUUACUUUACCCUCAAAGUUUUUCCCCACAACAAAUUAAAAAUGAAAGCUUUAGAGGAACAGGUUGUAGAAGAAAAUACUGGUUUCCAGGAUGAUGAGGAGUCCUUCUUUCAAGACAUCGACCUCCUGCAGAAACACGGGAUAAAUGUGGCAGACAUCAAAAAGAUGAAGUCUGUAGGUAUCUGCACUGUGAAGGGGAUCCAGAUGACUACUCGCAAGUCUCUGUGCAACAUCAAGGGCCUGUCUGAGGCCAAAGUGGAAAAAAUCAAGGAGGCUGCUGGGAAAAUGCUGAAUGUUGGAUUCCAGACUGCCUUUGAGUAUAGUGCGAAGAGGAAGCAGGUGUUCCACAUCACCACUGGGAGCCAAGAGUUUGAUAAACUUUUGGGUGGAGGUAUAGAAAGUAUGGCCAUCACAGAGGCCUUUGGAGAGUUCCGCACGGGGAAAACACAGCUGUCACACACGCUCUGUGUGACUGCUCAGCUGCCAGGAGAGGAUGGAUACUCUGGAGGGAAAAUCGUCUUCAUUGACACAGAGAACACUUUUCGUCCAGACAGACUGAGAGACAUGGCUGACAGGUUCAACGUGGACCACGAUGCUGUGCUGGACAACGUGCUUUACGCUCGGGCUUACACUAGUGAACAUCAGAUGGAGCUGUUGGACUUUGUAGCAGCUAAAUUCCAUGAGGAAGGAGGUGUAUUUAAGCUGCUGAUCAUCGACUCCAUCAUGGCUCUGUUCAGAGUGGACUUCUCUGGUCGAGGCGAGCUGGCUGAGCGUCAGCAGAAACUGGCUCAGAUGCUCUCCAGACUGCAGAAGAUCUCAGAAGAGUACAAUGUAGCUGUGUUUGUCACCAACCAAAUGACAGCAGAUCCUGGUGCAGGAAUGACGUUUCAAGCUGAUCCUAAGAAGCCAAUUGGUGGGCACAUCCUGGCCCACGCCUCCACCACUCGAAUCAGCUUGAGGAAGGGUCGUGGAGAGAUGAGAAUAGCCAAGAUAUUUGACAGUCCCGACAUGCCUGAGAAUGAAGCCACGUUUGCCAUCACUGCUGGAGGAGUUACUGAUGCCAAAGAGUAAAGGAUAAAGGAUGAAAGAUGCUUUCACAGUUCAUGGUUCCUGACUAUUUCAAGUAAUUUAAGGAUUUUAAACUUAACUUAUUUAUUGAUUUAUUUAAUAACUUAAUACAACCUCUUAAAGUGAAAGAGUAUUGUAUAUUUUUGAUGUAUUUAUUGUUUAUUUGGCAGCAUUUUGUGUUUUUUUUGCCAAUGUUUCAGAAAAGAACAAAAUAAAAACAGCCAUGAAAGAUA
Messenger RNA from Notolabrus celidotus (New Zealand spotty), 1590 nucleotides. RefSeq names its product meiotic recombination protein DMC1/LIM15 homolog. The coding region runs from base 332 to 1360 and encodes 342 amino acids. The record is from RefSeq and is a predicted model, not a curated record. Gene Ontology annotation, cellular component: condensed nuclear chromosome; nucleus. The transcript has 13 exons. Gene Ontology annotation, molecular function: double-stranded DNA binding; ATP hydrolysis activity; single-stranded DNA binding. Lineage: Eukaryota; Metazoa; Chordata; Actinopteri; Labriformes; Labridae. Gene Ontology annotation, biological process: DNA strand invasion; mitotic recombination; chromosome organization involved in meiotic cell cycle.